UAUUCUCGUUAUUUCGAGAUUUUACCGAUGAUUGGGAGGUAUUAUUUGACGAAUCCGGAGGGAUCCCGCCGUGAAAUCAUUCCAGUGGAUAGUUGAGUUUUUAUUUAUAUUUUUCUGUACACAUGCACGAAAUUUUGGAGUGCACUCGCCUGAUCGCCCCGUAUUCCGGAGGCAGAAGCAAUCCCCACCCUUAUCAAAUUCAAUUGCAGAUGGAGGCCAGGUGAGCUCUGGAUUUCUCCCUGUCUGCUCAAUAAUUUGUUGAUUCCUCUUGACAGAUUAGCGGAUUAAUCAUGAUCUCCGACGCUGGACAAAACGGGAGGAGCCAGACAGGGCAGACCGGUCAAGUCACUGCUAGAGUACCCAGAAUUUAUAAAAUUGUUGUUCUCGGAGAUGGUGGUGUUGGAAAAUCAGCUGUCACACUUCAAUUCGUGAGUCACAGUUUUCUCGAUUACCAUGAUCCAACCAUUGAGGAUUCUUAUCGGCAACAGGCGGUUAUCGAUGGAGAGCCAGCCCUCCUGGACAUCCUGGACACCGCAGGCCAAGUGGAGUUCACUGCGAUGCGAGACCAAUACAUGAGAUGUGGCGAGGGUUUUAUGAUCUGUUAUUCAGUGACCGACAGGCACAGCUUCCAAGAGGCACUGGAGUAUCGAAAAUUAAUUUCUCGUGUGCGAGCCAACGAGGAUAUACCGCUGGUCCUCGUUGGUAAUAAAUUCGAUUUACAGUCACAACGAAAAGUCUCCACGGAAGAGGGAAAAUCCCUGGCUGAUCAGCUCGGAUGUCCCUUCUUCGAAACGUCAGCGGCACUACGGCAAUUCAUCGAUGACGCAUUUUACUCGAUCGUACGACAGAUACGGAAUAAAGAGAGAAAUCGCGAGACAGCUAGGAAAAGAAGUCGAUGGCGAAGGCUCCGUUCUAUUUUCGCUUUCAUAUUUCGUAGAAAAAAUAGAAAUACAUCUCACUACUCUCCAUAAUUACUUUUCAUUUUUUUCUGAGUAUUCUACGCUGAAAACAUGUACGCAUUUAUUUAGCUUCUAGGUAAAUUAUGAACGGUACUAUUCGGUAACUAUAGUAUUGAUAUGGUUCAUUGUGUUGUUGGUGUUGUACUUAUGAGAGAAUACGCGAGUUUAAAAUUCUGUGGGGGAGAGGUAGAGGGUAGCAAGUCGAUUUAGCCAAUUUGUUAAUUAUCGGGGGAUAUCGAUGGACCUAUGACAUUUUUUGCAGCUCCCAUUCGAAAAUAAUUUCGCUAUCACUCAUAGAUCCAGAUAUAUCGACGAGAUUCGAAAAUUCGACUUGUUAUCCUUCACUUUUUCGUUACUCAAUUAUUCUAUUGUACAUAGCGAUAAGCAAAGAUCGAUUCAGUUCUAGUCAUAAAUUAAGCAUUUCAGUUGCAAAGAUAUAUAAUAAUAAUGUUGAAUAGUAUAGGAACAUAUAGUUUUUUUUUAUUGAUUGAAUGUGUCUUUUUAUACAAACAUCCAGCAAUAUUUAUAAUUUCAACCGAGUAAAUGCAGACAUCCAUUUAACUCAAGAAAAAAUCUUCGAACUUCAUAUUUUACUCUGGAUUUGGAACAUACCAAAGCUAAUGUAAAUCAGUAUUAAUAACCAAAACAUUUUGCAUAACGAGAUUCAUGAUCGAAAACAACGAAGAGAUUUAAAAAAAAAUAAUGACAUUUAAAUAUACAAUCCUGAUAAUUUAUGAUGUGAGACAAUACUCCAUGGAAACAUAAUAUGCUUGUAGGCAUUUGAAAGAAAAAUUACCACGUAUUUAUUUCAUAUCAUUGUUGAAACAAGGUAUAUUUUUAGAACAAUGUAGAAUCAACAAAUAAAAUUGUUCUUAUUGAUU
This is a messenger RNA of Fopius arisanus, 1840 nucleotides long. RefSeq names its product Ras-related protein interacting with calmodulin (gene Ric). The record is from RefSeq and is a predicted model, not a curated record. The transcript has 6 exons. Gene Ontology annotation, biological process: Ras protein signal transduction. Gene Ontology annotation, cellular component: plasma membrane. Lineage: Eukaryota; Metazoa; Arthropoda; Insecta; Hymenoptera; Braconidae. Bases 291 to 971 code for a protein of 226 amino acids. Gene Ontology annotation, molecular function: calmodulin binding; GDP binding; GTPase activity.